Macadamia integrifolia is the source of this 561-nucleotide messenger RNA. RefSeq lists its product as uncharacterized. The transcript has a single exon. Lineage: Eukaryota; Viridiplantae; Streptophyta; Magnoliopsida; Proteales; Proteaceae. The record is from RefSeq and is a predicted model, not a curated record. The coding region runs from base 1 to 561 and encodes 186 amino acids.
AUGAAGAUUUUCAAUAUGUCAAGCCAAAUGAACUAUGUCAUCCUCAUUAAAGACCAUAUCCUGACUGAAUCCAACUAUGUUGAUAGAAGGAGGAACAUUAAAUUGCUCCUAACUGCAGAAGGUCUAAUGUUUGUCAUUGAAGACGAAGAACUUUCAUUCCUUGACACUAUGGAUGGCGAGGAGAAAGUUGCCUAUGAGUUGUUUCAACAAAACAAUUCUAAGGCCAAGCUCCUUAUUUUGAAUUCAAUAGACAAAACCAUUAAGGAUUCUGUAAAGGAUUUAAGUUUUGUUAAAGAUAUGUUGGAGGAAUUAAAGAAGCUGUAUGGUAGGCAAAACAAACAUGCACAUCAUCAGCUUGUCACUCUCCUCCACAGCACUAAGAUGACUCCAGGGAUUUCACUUAUCGACCAUGUGAUGAAAUUGUAUAAUUUCUUCCAAGAACUAGAAGCAAUGGAGAUAUCCUUUAAGCUGAACUAUAAAACGAAUGUUAUACUCUACUCACUACCUCAGGAAAUCGAUAAAUCUUUUAUUUGUAAUUAUAAUAUGAAUAAAAUUCCGUAG